AAUCCUUGAUCCUCCAUAAAACUUAUGUCCCCAUGAUCCCUGUAACAAGCACAGUAACCUUAACCUCUCCCAACCUCUCACUCUCAUAAAUCCACAACGUACCAACAAACGACACCAAGAGGUAGCGAACCGAGUACGGACCAAAAUCUCAAAAAUGCCCUCACCCUCCACAGACGACCCCUCCGCAAGCUCACCCCUCGUCCAAAUCUCUCCCACGCCAACAAAUACAACCUUCCUCACACAAACAAGUCACCACCACCACCAUCCCAUCGUCAGCUUCUACAGGUUCAUUUACGGACGAACGAGAUGGUAUCUAUCUUCCGCAGCUCAGCAUUAUACAAGUAAGUCUCUUUUUUUUUCGCUAUCUCCUGUUCUUUCAAGUCUCUUAUACGAAAUUCCAAGCCUCUAUUUUGUUUUUGCUAGUUCUUGAUAGGUAAGUAGGCGGUGUGGAUAUCCGAUUUCUCAGUUUCUGCUUUCUGGUUGAUGGCUCGUCAAGUGGUUACGGGAUUUGAAUGGAACAAGUUGAUAGCCAAAAUGUUUUCUUCAAAAGCAGAAGGGAAAGUAACUUCGAUUCUUCUUAUUUAAAUGAAUCACAUAGCCUAGUCCACUAGUCUAUCUCAUACUAUUCUCUUCUCUUGUUCCCUCUCUCGUUCCCCCCUCCCCCCUCUCAUAACCCUCACCCUCGACUCCCCUUCCCUCUCCAUCUUCAACCUAGAAGAAGAAGAAACCGCCCCAACCAAACCUCUACUCAAAAAACCAAUCACUAACCCACCCCAGUCCUCCUCCUAGUAUCCCUCGACCUACUAACCAUCUUCGCCGACAUAACCAUCAACCUCCACCAAUGCGAUUUCCCAGAUUCGAGCCGAAAAUGGGAGAACGCACGUAGCGGUCUCGGCAUCGCAGGUUUGGUAUUCAGUUGUCUCUUCAUGGUAGAGUUAUGUUUGAACCUCUGGGUUUUUGGGUGGAGGUAUAUUAUCUUUCCUACAUCUCAAUGUUUCCAUGUUCUCCACUAUCAUUUCCCGUCCUCGUGUUUCAAUUCCUGAAUCUUGAUGCCAUGAUGCUAUCUACAUCCACUUACUCAUACACUCACUCCCUCCAAUCCAUCUCCAAUCCAUCUCCAAAUUCCUCCCUUUCCUCUCCAAAAAAAGAAGACCAGAUACUAAACCCCACCCCUCAAUCCAGAUACCUAACAACCCCCUUCCACCUCCUCGACACCCUCGUCAUCCUCGCCUCCUUCACCAUCGACGUCCUCCUCCACGGAACCCUCGAAGAAAUCGGGUCUCUGAUAAUAAUCCUACGUCUGUGGCGCGUCUUCAAGAUUAUCGAGGAAUUCAGUGAGUCCACCUCUUUCCCCAUGUCUUUCUACAUCCAUAUCCUUCCUCCCUCACCUUCCUCAGCCUGCAUCAAACAAAAACUCUCCUCCUCCUCCUCCUCCUCCUCCUCCUGCCAUUCCCAUCCCCCCAGCCCCCCAAAAUCCACUCCUCCAUAAACCCUUAAAAGAACCUCCAACCCCCUGACCAACCCCCUUCCCCACCUCAAAAACCCCCCAAACUAACACCCCUCCCCUCCCCAGGCAUAGCAACCGCAGAAGAGCACUCCACCCUCACAACCCGAAUCCAAGAACUCACGCUCGAGAACGGGAAUGUGCGCGCGGAAAUCCGUAGGGUUUCAAAGGGUAGUAGUGGUAGUGAGAUCAGUAUGAGCAGGAGGACCGAUUCCGAAGUCUAAGUCAAGGUAGUUUGGAGAUGAUUUGGGGGGGGAGGGUGAGGGGGUAUUGAAUUCUAGUGUGUGGUGUUGUGUGGUGUUGUAUUGAUGAUGAUGAAUUUGGAGUUGGGAGUUGGAGUUGGAGUUGGAGUUUGGAAUUGGAGGUGGGAGUUUUAUUGUGAUGUUACUGUCGAUGUUACAAAGUGUUUUUAGAGUGGAUUAGAGUAUUACCUAUAUAUACCUUAUCAUGAUUAG
Molecule: messenger RNA, 1959 nt
Organism: Hymenoscyphus albidus
Lineage: Eukaryota; Fungi; Ascomycota; Leotiomycetes; Helotiales; Helotiaceae
Source: the annotation of a GenBank genome assembly